Messenger RNA from Osmerus eperlanus (European smelt), 1654 nucleotides. It is a transcript of the gene pi15b, whose product is annotated as peptidase inhibitor 15b. The transcript is spliced from 6 exons. Lineage: Eukaryota; Metazoa; Chordata; Actinopteri; Osmeriformes; Osmeridae. The coding region runs from base 212 to 973 and encodes 253 amino acids. Gene Ontology annotation, cellular component: extracellular region. The record is from RefSeq and is a predicted model, not a curated record.
UUGCAGAUUACAACUAACAGUUUUUAUUCAAAAGGACUCACACAGUUCACAGCUUCAAACAUCAGCUUUGGACGGCGAUAUAAAACCUCAGUCCAUUUGAGAGAAUGACAUGCUGUUCAUUGGUCGAACUGACACAGCUUGAUAAUAGAAUAAGCUCGACUGGUACAGUUCACUUCUAUGUCAUUUCUAAGCACGACUUAACACAAGAAGUAUGAGAGGCAUCAACGUCUUGACCAACUUGGUCCUUCUGUUCAAUGUAACAAGUGAAUUUAUCGUCAACUCGACGGAUUACACACCAGCGGGCAAUUUAACUGACAUGAAAUCAACCCUAAAUCAGUCAGUCUCUCCCAUCAUUCCGAAAUCCAGACGGAAGCGUUACAUUUCUCAGUAUGAUAUGGUUGCCAUUCUCGACUAUCACAAUCAAGUGCGCGCGAGCGUCUUUCCACCUGCUGCAAAUAUGGAAUACAUGUUGUGGGACGAUGGUCUGGCCCGGACUGCAGAGGCCUGGGCAGCUACCUGUCUGUGGGAACACGGACCACCAUACCUGCUGAGGUUCUACGGCCAGAACCUGUCAGUCAGAACUGGAGGCUACCGCUCCAUCUUGCAGCUUGUGAAGCCGUGGUAUGAUGAGGUCAGGGAUUAUAUGUUCCCCUACCCCAGGGACUGCAACCCUCGCUGCCCUAUGCGCUGCUAUGGCCCCAUGUGCACUCACUACACUCAGAUGGUAUGGGCCAGUACAAACAGAGUGGGCUGUGCGGUCCAGACUUGCUACAACAUGAUGGUGUGGGGAGCCUUGUGGAGAGAGGCCACCUACCUGGUAUGCAACUACUCACCUAAGGGUAAUUGGAUAGGUGACCCCCCCUACAGUGUUGGGGUGCCAUGUUCCGCGUGCUCUCCCAGCUACGGAGGGUCCUGUAGCAACAACAUGUGCUACCCUGGGGUCCAGUCCAACUACCUGUACUGGUUCAAGUAAACCAACCAUGUGUAAACAAUAUGAGUUGUUAGGCUAUCCUUACCAUUAUUGUAUUCGAUGAAGCGUGUACUGGUUAUAUCUGUACUAUACUUUCAAUACAAUUCAAAACGUAUGAUAAAAAUAAUACUGUUGAUUUCGAGUGAAAAGCUAUUAUUGUACGUACUUGCCAUGUUGUAGCAUACAACUUUUUUUGAAGUCUUACCAUCAUAUUGAUGGUCAAAUGCAUUGAUCGUCUACUAUGUCUACAGUGUAAGUCAUCUUGUGAAUGGCAUUUUGUAGCACGACAAGUAGGCUACAGGGGUCAAGCUUCUGGCCUUAGGAGGACAGGAAGGGAGCAUGGAUUCACAAAGGUGCUGAACAAUCAACAUACAUGAUUUACUUCAACAAUUAAGGUUGUUAUAAGCUAUUAUGGUGCUUGCAUGGUUAAAACUACUCUCAAAGUCUUAUGUCCACAUUACAACAGUGAUCUGUGGAGUUCAAUCUCAAUGCAAUGAUUUACUUUUUUUUUUAUCUUCCAGAAAAUGUUUUUAUACCCGCUGCAGUUCAUAUAAGACUCAGGAUUCUAGAUGUUUUUGUUUCAUAUGUUUCCACCAAUGAGUCCUAAAUCAAAUACCUGUUAAGUGUUUAUGUCGAUUUUCAUAACACAUGCUAUAAACUGUAAUAAACAUGACUUGUCGCCCA